UGCAUUCCGCCGGCCAAGAAUGGCCUCUGUCACCACUCAGCCGGUGGUACGUAGGGGGCUUUGGACCAGUUUUCCAACCCUGAUUUUUGUACGAGUGCUUUACCGGCAAGUCACUCUGGCUCUGUGCGAGCUUCCGUCGCUCUGUCAUCGUUUCCCCGUUCUUUAGGCCUCAGCCGGUGGACGUGCGGGCUGACGCGACGCAGCGUUGCUAAUUUUGCCCGAAACGGCAAAACAGAUGGCGCGAACGGCUACGGCGAAAUUGGCCGUUUUUUACGCCCACCGGACGGUCUGCUGGAGCACCCGAUUUUGCCCUUUUGGGCAAACCGGCGUAGCGUUCCCGGCCAGCCGAUGCCAUUUUUUGCCCCUUUGGACUGUUUGACGGCGACCGGUGUUGCUACCGGCAAGUGCUCCACAGCCACCACCCGUCUACAACACCGCCUCUUCCCACCCACCCACAUUCCCCAGACCCCUACAAGGACUAUUGUCUAUCUGUGACUUGUGUUAUAUUCGCCCAGGUCUCCAACCUCCAACCUAUUUCCUUGGAGUUAAUGUCUCGAGUCGUAGACUUCAAGCCGUCACCGCGUAACGUUGCUAUGUCCAAGCCAUCCCUCCCGGUGUCUGGAGCCGGAUUUGUCGAGCGGUCGCCGACGCCGCGGUCGCUCCCAGGGGGAGCGGUCAAAGGCUGCCUUGAGCCCGUGCGCGAAGGUUCGCAGCCGCCGCAGCCUGUUGUGAAUGCGGCAGGGGCGGGCUCGAGCCCGAGUGGCUCUGCCCCGCGGAUGCUCAACGGAGUGGCGUACCCCGCCCCGGCGCAUGUGGUGCCUGGCUACCAGCGCAUGGCGGCGCAGCAGAUGCAGAUGAUGGCGGCGAUGCCGAUGUACGCUGCGGCGUUUGCGGCGAACCCGAUGCAGAUGCAGAUGCAGAUGGCGCAGAUGCAGAUGGCGCAGAUGCAGAUGCAGGCGCAGAUGCGAGCGCGGAUGGCGGCGGCGCAGGCGGCGAUGACCGGUUCUGCCCACAAGUCUGCCGCCAACGCAGCGGCGGACCUGCUGCAGCUGAAGAAGAAGCCGAUGAGCAAGAAGAAGCGCAAGCGGAGCCACUCGCCGCGGAUGUCGACGCCGUCGGCGGUGUCGCUCAAGCGCGAGGCUGCGCGCGAGCGCCUCCGUGGGAUGGACCCGGACGAGCUGUCGCGGGCUGCGCGCGAGCACUAUGAGCGCCUCAAGCCGCACCUCGACCGCGAGCCUGUCGGCCUGCUCUUCCAGUGUGACCAGUGCCACCUCGUGCUCCCGCUCUCGUGCUUCCGCUCGCGGCGGUCCGGCGACGCGCCCAUGAGGUCCAAGGCUCUCGCGUCGGUGGCGUGCUACUUUUGCGUCUGGGCCCUCACCCGCGACGUGUACUGCACCAACUGCAACCAGUACCACAUGGUGCCAAACACCAUCGACGACAUUCCUAUCCAGUGCGGCGUGGGCAACCGGCGCAAGCGCCGCCCCCACACCUGCCACUCGGUCUUCUGCCUCACCCACACCGUCUAUCACAUCCCCAACUCGCUCGACAAGCCGAGGCCAGCCCCGUCGUGCUGGACAAAGUCGGAGGAGCUCGCCACGUCGAUGAAGCUGGGCAUCCAGCCCAACUCGCGCGCCGGCCCGCGGACCUCGCUCCGCCCGGCCGCCAUGGACACUCUGCUCAAAGACUCGCCGCCGCGCUCCGCCAAGCCCAUCCCUGAAGCCGACGAUGGCAUCUCGUCGCUCCUGCUCGACGCCGUCGCCCCGCCGGAGCAGACCACUGCAACCCCGGCGCCUAUCGCAGACUAUGACUCGGGAGUCGAAGCCCAGCCCGAGGUUGAGGCCUCCGCCAACAACUACGACGACAACUCCGAAGACGUCGCCCCGCCCGCCAAGCGUGCGCACCUCCUCUAACUAGCACCAGCUUCCGCUGUCUCCAUCACCGCUGCUCAACUCCACGUACCUCCACUGUCUGCUGUGUGGCCUGCUCUCUCGUCAGCCCACCCGUCUCAAUCGGUGUGCUUUUCCAUGUUGUCCUGGACAAGCACCUUGCCCCCCGCCCUACUCUCUGCGGCUUGGGCUCGCGUCACCGUUGUGCAUUUCUUUUACGCGCUUCCCCGGUCACGACCUACGACUCUCUUGGGCUCGUCCUGCCUGGCUGCACUUGCAUUGCAAAUGGUGCCCUGCGUGGCUCUCAUGCCUCUCGCGUGCGCGCGUGUGUGCGUGCAGUGAAGUGUUUCUUUCCCCCCCCCCCCCCCCCAUCAACAAACGACAAACGAUAUCCG
Thecamonas trahens ATCC 50062 is the source of this 2281-nucleotide messenger RNA. RefSeq lists its product as uncharacterized. NCBI's taxonomy places the organism in Eukaryota, Apusomonadida, Apusomonadidae. The coding region runs from base 549 to 1910 and encodes 453 amino acids. The transcript is spliced from 2 exons. The record is from RefSeq and is a predicted model, not a curated record.